AUGCACCCACUACAGGAUUGGUCCCAAUGUCAAACUGAAUUAUCGUCGUAUAUAGUCGUCGGGAAAGCUAUUCUUAUCCGUGUCAUGCUAUUUGAGUGCAGGGCUAGUGCCAGUCACAAAUAA
Molecule: messenger RNA, 123 nt
Organism: Blumeria graminis f. sp. triticale
Lineage: Eukaryota; Fungi; Ascomycota; Leotiomycetes; Helotiales; Erysiphaceae
Source: the annotation of a GenBank genome assembly